AUGAGUAAUCCCGAGAAAGCAAAAAUGGAUGCCGAUGAAGAGAUCAACGAAAACUCUGACGGCAGUUACUACAUGUGGAGCGACGAAGAAGAAGGAGAAAUUCGCGAACUUGUUCUCGCCCUUCCUGCACUGACUGUUAGCGAAAGGCUUAAUGCUGAUGAAUUAAUCAGAAACGAGGCCAUUGUUGCUGCGCAAUUGCUUCUGCUUGCUGCUCAAGAAGCACCGGCGACGACUGAACAAGGGGUUGAAGCAAGUGCUGAGAAUGUCCAGAAACCAAAACUGGGCCGACCUCGGGAGGUCAACUUGGGUGGUGCGGUGGCUGCUGCUGGAGCGUCCGGUCCUACAGCCCUUGGUUCGGCCGUAGAAGAAGAGCCUGCCAAGAAACUUAAGAAGAAAUGCUCUUCAAAGUUGCACUAUCCGCCUCCAGGGCCUCCACGAUGUAAUAUCUGUGGAAGAAACUUCGUGUCUUGGAAAGUAGUGUUCGGUCAUCUGAGGGCCCAUAAAGACCGUGGUUACCACGGUUUUCUUCCUCCGCCGGUGUUUAAUGCCGCCGAGGAAGCACGUCUUGCAGCGGUUAAUGCUUCCAGUAGUGGUUGGGGUCUUGGCUCUGGGACCUGUGGGCUGGAUAUCGACUUAAACGUCGAUCCAGCGGAGGAAGAGGAGGAGGAGACCGAACCUGAAGCUACUCCAAAGUUUGAUCUCAAUAGGUCACCACCACAUGAAGAAGAAGAAGAGAAGGAGGAUGAAGCCAAGUGA
Messenger RNA from Thlaspi arvense, 756 nucleotides. The record is from the annotation of a GenBank genome assembly. Lineage: Eukaryota; Viridiplantae; Streptophyta; Magnoliopsida; Brassicales; Brassicaceae.